Thermochaetoides thermophila DSM 1495 is the source of this 285-nucleotide messenger RNA. RefSeq lists its product as uncharacterized. NCBI's taxonomy places the organism in Eukaryota, Fungi, Ascomycota, Sordariomycetes, Sordariales, Chaetomiaceae. The coding region runs from base 1 to 285 and encodes 94 amino acids. The transcript is spliced from 3 exons. The record is from RefSeq and is a predicted model, not a curated record.
AUGCGCACUCUAUCCCUACGAAGAGUAGGACUGAUGACAGAAAGCAAUCAAAACCUCGAGAAGCUGGAACAGCAUAUCCUAGCCAAUGAUCACAUGUCUCUCGAGAAGGCUGUGCAAGAAGCCAUUGACAGCCUUCAUCUCAAGAAAUCAUCAUCAUGGCGAUCUGCGGACGAAGAAGAAGGGGAAGAGGGGGGGGAGGAGGAUGAGGAAGAUGAAGAUGAGGAUAAUGACGAGGAUGGGGAAGAAGCGGAAUCAGAAAAUAGCGACGAUGUGGAUGAAGAGUAA